This is a messenger RNA of Yamadazyma jaroonii, 903 nucleotides long. The record is from the annotation of a GenBank genome assembly. Lineage: Eukaryota; Fungi; Ascomycota; Pichiomycetes; Serinales; Debaryomycetaceae.
AUGGAUUUAGUUAACCACUUACCAGAUCGUUUAUUAUUUGCUGUCCCUAAAAAGGGUAGAUUAUAUGAAAAAUGUUGUGAAUUAUUAAAAGGAUGUGAUAUCCAAUUCAGAAGAUCAAACAGAUUAGAUAUUGCAUUAUCUACCAGUUUAAAUGUUGCAUUAAUCUUCUUACCAGCAGCUGAUAUUCCAGUUUUCGUUGGUGAAGGUAAUUGUGAUUUAGGUAUAACAGGAUUAGAUCAAAUCAAGGAAGCCGAUAUGUAUGAUUCAAUUAAUGAUUUAUUAGACUUAAAUUUCGGUAAAUGUAAAUUACAAAUCCAAGUUCCAGAAAAUGGUCCUUAUGAUAAACCAGAACAAUUAAUUGGUAAAAAAAUCGUUUCAUCAUUCACUAAACUUUCAACUGAUUAUUUUAAAUCAUUAGAAGGAAAUGACAGUGUUUCUACCAAUGUCAGAUAUGUUGGAGGGUCAGUUGAAGCUUCAUGUGCUUUAGGAGUUGCUGAUGGUAUUGUUGAUUUAGUUGAAAGUGGUGAAACUAUGAGAGCUGCUGGAUUAAAAGCUAUUUGUACUUUAUUAGAAACUAGUGCUCAUUUAAUUAGUUCUAAACAACCAAAAUUCCCAGAAUUAGUUCAAACUAUUGUUCAAAGAUUCGAAGGGGUUUUAGCUGCUCAAAAAUAUGUCUUAUGUAAUUAUAAUGCUGCCAGAAAAAUGUUACCUGAAGUAUUGAAAAUUACCCCUGGUAGAAGAGCUGCCACUGUUUCUGCUUUAGAAUCAAAACCUGGUGAAGAAGAAUGGGUUGCAGUUUCUUCCAUGAUUGAAAAAGCUAAAAUUGGUAAUAUUAUGGAUGAAUUAAAGAAAGCUGGUGCAAGUGAUAUAUUGGUUUUCGAAAUAGGAAAUUGUAGAGUUUAA